AAAAGAUGGCAAGAAUGGCAGCCUUUGUCUGUGCUUUGAUCAUCUGUAUUGCUAUUGUUCCAGCAGCAUAUGGUGAAUAUUACACAAAGAGUAGGCAUGUCCCCAGGAAGGAGAAGGUGACCCGCCUUCACUUCUUCCUCCAUGACAUUCUUAGUGGAAAAAAUCCUUCUGCUGUCAAGGUAGCCGGGUCUAAUCGCACCGAAGGUGACAAAUCACCAACACCAUUUGGUAGCGUAUACGCCAUUGAUGAUCCUCUUAAAGUGGGACCUGAGCCAGACUCGAAGACUAUAGGGAAUGCACAAGGGCUCUAUUUAUCAUCCAGCCAAGAUUAUAGUAAAUUUACUAUAGUGAUGUGUGUUGAUUUUGGAUUUACAGAAGGUAAGUUCAAAGGAAGCUCAUUUAGCGUGUUUUCGAGGAAUCCAGUGACGGAGGCUGAUCGCGAGGUUGCGGUGGUUGGAGGAAGAGGGAAGUUCAGGAUGGCUAGAGGAUUUGCCAAGGUCAAAACUAGCCAUUUCAAUGCUACUAAUGGUGAUGCUGUUCUCGAGUAUAAGGUCACUUUGAUUCAUUAGUAAGUUAGCUACAAAUAUUCUCAUCGGGAAUUCUAGAGCACAUCGCAAAACGAAAACCUGUUGGAAAAUUGUUGCCAUCACAUGGAUCGAAUGAAAGGUG
This is a messenger RNA of Populus trichocarpa (black cottonwood), 669 nucleotides long. Its product is annotated as dirigent protein 4. The transcript has a single exon. The coding region runs from base 6 to 569 and encodes 187 amino acids. The record is from RefSeq and is a predicted model, not a curated record. Lineage: Eukaryota; Viridiplantae; Streptophyta; Magnoliopsida; Malpighiales; Salicaceae.